ACUAUGGACUUUAGUUGUCUAUUUUAUGUGAGGUAAAAUAAGAAAGGUAGUUGUUUGUAAACGUCAAAAUCAGGGGUCUCCAGUAUGUCGCUUGCGAGGUACCGGUAGCUUGCAACCCCUUUCCAAGCUGGCGUGUGUUGAUCUAGACGGUGUAUAUCUUCCCAGGACAGAAAAUGAAUUUAUCCAUAAAGUUAUGGAAGAUCUGGACAACUUCAUGCAGGAAGAAGACCAAAAAAAAGUUCUGCUGUUUCCCCCACUUCCAAACCGCCUACGUUAUCUCAUCCACCGAACCACUGAAAAAUACGAACCUCUAAGUACUUUUUCCAUUGGGUCAGACCGAAGUCGUAGAACAGUUGUUUGUCAUUCUGGAAUUAGAUUGCCUAUUGAAAUUGAAUGUGAUGAAGGUGAUAUCUGUAGUAGCACUGGUGCGGAGACGCAGUUUGGAAAGAAAAAAUACAUGUUUAAGAGUACACCCAAGAAGAGCCAGCCAGACGAAGCCUUAUCUGUUUCAAGAGGGAAAGAAGAAGAAUCCUUCCAAGCAGCAAAGUGUGAGAAAGACAGCAUUCCAGACACAGAAGUAAAGCCUUGUGUUUUUACUUCAUACUCCAACCAAAAUCCAUCUGAAGUGCACAUUUUACCUAACUUAAUUCCAGAAUCGCAUUCAAACUCAGCAGAUUAUCUACAGCAUAUCAAAACUUGGAAAGAAAACUUUCAGUUUAGGGAUGUACCAGUCUGUAUUCAAGAUGUUGUUGCUGAUAGCAAAGAUGUAAGUUACGUACCGAAAGAUCCAGACAUAUUUGAAAGAAAGGACAGCAGUUAUGAAUUAGAAACUGGGGAUCUGUUAACUGCAAUGACUCUACAAGACCAGCAGGAAGAAAGUCUUGCAGUGCGUAGCUCUGUGGAACAAAGGAAAAUAAAUCGUGCAAAAGAAGAUUCGGAAGAAAAUUUAUUAAAAGAGAUCAGAACUUAUCUAAAUGAAAAUGAAAUCUCUAUCACAAAUACCCAGUGUGAUUAUUCUGCAUACAAAUAUGUGGCAACUAAUGAUGAAGAAUUUGACCACAUUAUAGAGGUUUAUGGCUUUCCAGCACAUCUGAAAAAUGCAGAUAUUAAUGAUGCCUUUGCUGCCUUCAGCCAGGAGGGACUGAAAAUUGAGAGAGUCGACAAGACCCAUGCGCUUGCUGUGUUUUCUAGCAAGACCACAGCUCUCCAGGCUUUAAAUAUUCAACACCCUUUACUGAAGACACAUGUUUUGUCAAAAGCAACCAAACAAUCUAAGGGGAAGGCAGUAAAUAACAGAGAGUUCUUACAGCCAGUGAAGAGGCGGCCAGUGGCUGAUGCUGCAGUAGCAAAGAGGCUGAUUGCUAAAGCUUUAGGGUUGCAGAAUCCUGUAAAGCAAAACAAGGACCUAUAAUGUGGACAAUGUAGACCCUGACUACUGAGUUAACGUAGCUCCACAAUGCAUCUGCCCACUUGUGCCACUGCCUUCUCUGCUACAUGUAGAUUUUCUGCUUCACCAGGUGUGACUAGUAUAAAAUUGUUACAAUAAAUAAUUUUGCCAAA
Polypterus senegalus (gray bichir) is the source of this 1560-nucleotide messenger RNA. RefSeq names its product R3H domain and coiled-coil containing 1 (gene r3hcc1). Bases 194 to 1411 code for a protein of 405 amino acids. The transcript is spliced from 9 exons. The record is from RefSeq and is a predicted model, not a curated record. Gene Ontology annotation, molecular function: nucleic acid binding. NCBI's taxonomy places the organism in Eukaryota, Metazoa, Chordata, Cladistia, Polypteriformes, Polypteridae.